Vitis vinifera (wine grape) is the source of this 1897-nucleotide messenger RNA. Its product is annotated as protein LATERAL ROOT PRIMORDIUM 1. Gene Ontology annotation, molecular function: DNA-binding transcription factor activity; DNA binding. Gene Ontology annotation, cellular component: nucleus. Lineage: Eukaryota; Viridiplantae; Streptophyta; Magnoliopsida; Vitales; Vitaceae. The coding region runs from base 257 to 1534 and encodes 425 amino acids. The record is from RefSeq and is a predicted model, not a curated record. The transcript has 3 exons. Gene Ontology annotation, biological process: positive regulation of DNA-templated transcription.
ACCAUAAUCUUACAAAAACUAGAGAACAAAAGUCUUUAUGCCCCCAAUUUCUCUCUUUAGUCUUCACUAGUAUAUACUAUUACUUGGUGUGAUUAUUGGAGAGAGAGAGUCAGAGAAGAGAGAAGAGAGAAGAGAGAAGAGAGAAGAGAAAGAGAAGAAUACAUGAGAGGAGGAGACGAACCCACCUCAAGUUUCGCUUUCUAGGAGACCAGAGAGGGAGAGAGAGAGAGAAGCUCAGAGCAGAAGAAGAAGGAAGAUGAUGAUGAUGAUGAUGAGAGAGAAAGAAUCAGCAGUUGUGGCUACUACAAGGAGACUGCCUUCAGAUUCUGGCGCUUUUGCUGACUGGGUCGCUUCUUCUUCCACCGGCCGUGCCGCCGAUGACCUCUCUCUGGGAUUCAAUGCUGGCCCAGCCGCCGCUGGAAACGCCUCCUCUGCCAGCGGCGGUGGAAUGUGGUCUUCCUCCUCUCGCCAGAUCAAUUACGGCCUCCCACAUGAGAUGGGCAUGGUGGGUCUUCGCGACGUCUUCGUCGUCGCUCCGGCCUCCUCCUUCCACCACAACAACCAGCACGACCCCAUCAUCUCCGAUCCUCACGCCAUCAAUGGCUCGAAUGCAGCCACCGCUCUUGGUGUUGGGGUCGGCGUCGGUGUCAUCCCCCUCCUCACUGCCGCUCCUUGCCUCGCUCCGUCGAGCAUGGGUGGCGUCGACGAAGCAGAUAUGCUAGGCCAUCGAAGCAAAGGCGGUGGAAUACAGUUCUGGCAAAACCAGCAAACCCAGCACGCCAAUUAUCUCAAGAAACCCAUGAUUCUCGAUCACAAUAGCUCUUCCAAUUUGCUCAGCUGUGGCGUUGGUGGAGUCGGUGCUUCGGGUCCUACAACCGCGGGUGGGACGACGUGCCAGGACUGUGGAAAUCAAGCCAAGAAAGACUGCAGUCAUCGCCGGUGCAGAACUUGCUGCAAAAGCCGUGGUUUUGAUUGCGCUACUCACGUCAAGAGCACAUGGGUUCCGGCCGCUAGGAGGCGAGAGCGACAGCUCAUGGUCUCCGUCACUCCCGGAGCAGGCUCUUCAGGGUCCACCUCCGGUGCUAAGAAACCUAGGCUCAUCACUUCACAAACUACUACAACAUCUCAUACUUCCACUUCCAAUACAACUCCUCCAAGAAGCUUUGAUACUAGUUCGAGUCAUCAAGAUGCGAGUUUUAAAGAGGCAUUGCCGGGGCAAGUCCGAGCCCCGGCCGUGUUCAAGUGUGUUAGAGUGACUGCGGUGGAUGAUGGCGAAGACGAAUAUGCUUACCAGGCAGUGGUGAAGAUUGGUGGGCAUGUGUUCAAAGGGUUUCUAUACGAUCAAGGGUUGGAAACAAGAGAUGGGUUUCCCAAUAUCUCAGAGCUGCAUUUGGGUGGUGGUAGUGGUAGUGGUGGCGGUGGUGGGGCUAGGAAUGGGGGGACUUCCUCCCCAAUUCUCGACCCUCCUGAUAUCUAUGCGGCUUCGGGAGGAGGCCUGCUUGGAGGUUCAAGCUACGGUAACGCAAUAAAUUGAAAUUUUCUUCAGGGUUCUAAGAUGGUGGAUGGAUGGAGAGAGGCUCUCGGUGGAAUGACAUUGUAGUCUAAUUCCUCUUCUAUCUACUAAUUAUUGAUAGGGUUUCGGUAAAUUGUUCUUGUAGACUUGUAUCUUGUUAACAUAUAUAUCUCUCUCCCUUCUCUCUCUCUAUUUGCUUCGGCUUUUUGGUUCAUGAUAUUCUUGUUCCUGAUCGUUUCUGUUUGCCUUUCUCAUUGCACAGAGAGGAUCAUUGAUCAUUUGCCGAAGAAGCUAAAUUUUACUACUGUUUAUAAUAAUUCUUGUCUAAAACGUAUGUCGCUUCUGAAAAAUUUGACAUAAUAAAACACUGUUUGCUACUUUGUA